Molecule: messenger RNA, 2292 nt
Organism: Cloeon dipterum
Lineage: Eukaryota; Metazoa; Arthropoda; Insecta; Ephemeroptera; Baetidae
Gene: Pp2A-29B
Product: Protein phosphatase PP2A regulatory subunit A
Exons: 12
Coding region: 225-2000 (591 amino acids)
Biological process (GO): protein dephosphorylation
Cellular component (GO): protein phosphatase type 2A complex; cytoplasm
Molecular function (GO): protein phosphatase regulator activity; protein binding
Source: RefSeq, a predicted model, not a curated record
ACACCGUCUGUAUCUGUAUUGUGUACUGAACGAUUUCGGCAAAGUGACGUCCGUUGUUGCAUCGGCAAUUUGGUCGCUUUUUCCUCGACUCGUGACUUGCGAGGCUCCCGAGAGCGGAUUCGGACAGUUUGCCUGGAUAGUCGAGUGGUCGGCGAGCGAAAGCGGCGCCGAGUUCCCUGUGAAAAGCGAGAAACAGCGCACACGGCACAAAGCAGCGGUUCAAAAUGGCAGCGAGCGAUGCAGCCGACGAUUCCCUUUACCCCAUAGCGGUGCUGAUCGACGAGCUAAAGAACGAGGACAUUCAGCUGCGGCUCAACUCGAUCAAGAAGCUGUCCACGAUCGCCCUGGCGCUGGGCGUGGAGCGCACCAGGAGCGAACUCAUCCCCUUCCUCACCGAGACCAUUUACGAUGAGGACGAGGUCCUGCUCGCCCUUGCCGAGCAGCUCGGCAACUUCACCCCUCUCUGCGGCGGCUCUGAAUACGUCCACUGCCUCCUGCCUCCACUCGAGUCGCUGGCGACAGUGGAGGAGACGGUGGUGCGCGACCGCGCUGUCGACUCGCUCCGGCAGAUUUGCGCACUGCACAGCCCGGCCGAUUUGGAGAACCACUUCGUGCCGCUGGUGCUGCGUCUGGCCGCUGGUGACUGGUUCACCUCUCGCACCUCUGCCUGCGGACUCUUCAGCGUUUGCUACCCCAGGGUCUCUGCCAACGUCAAGUCCGAUUUGCGCCACAACUUCCGACAAAUGUGCCAGGAUGACACGCCGAUGGUGCGCCGAGCGGCCGCAACGAAGCUUGGCGAGUUUGCCAAGGUCGUGGAGCUCGAGUACCUCAAGGCCGAUCUCAUUCCCAUGUUCGUCAACCUCGCCCAGGACGAGCAGGACUCUGUGCGUCUGUUGGCCGUGGAAGCGUGCGUGAGCAUCGCCACUCUGCUGCAGCAAGAGGACGUGGAGCAGCUGGUGAUGCCGACGCUGCGCCAGUGCGCCGAGGACAAGUCCUGGCGCGUUCGCUACAUGGUCGCUGACAAGUUCACCGACCUUCAAAAGGCCGUUGGACCAGAAAUCACCAAAACGGACCUCGUGCCGGCUUUCCAGUCUCUUCUUAAGGACUGUGAGGCUGAGGUCCGCGCCGCUGCAGCUCACAAGGUCAGGGACUUUUGCCAGAACCUGGACUCGUACCAGCAGGAGUCGAUCAUCAUGAACAACAUUCUCCCGUACGUGAAGGAGCUGGUUGCUGAUCCAAACCAGCACGUCAAGUCAGCCCUCGCCUCAGUCAUCAUGGGCCUCAGCCCCAUCCUCGGCAAAUAUAACACGAUCGAGCACUUGCUGCCGUUGUUCCUGCUGCAGCUGAAGGACGACUGUCCGGAGGUGCGUCUGAACAUCAUCUCGAACCUGGACUGCGUGAACGAGGUGAUCGGCAUACAGCAGCUGUCGCAGUCGCUGCUGCCGGCCAUCGUGGAGCUGGCCAGCGACGCCAAGUGGCGCGUCCGCCUCGCCAUCAUCGAGUACAUGCCGCUGCUCGCCGGACAGCUCGGCGUCGAGUUCUUCGACGAGAAGCUCAACACCCUCUGCAUGACCUGGCUCAUCGACCACGUUUUCGCUAUCAGGGAGGCGGCGACCUUGAAUUUGAAGAAGCUCGUCGAGAAGUUCGGCCCGGACUGGGCCCAGAGCACCGUCAUUCCCAAAGUCAUCGCCAUGUCCAGGGACCAGAACUACCUGCACAGGAUGACCUGCUUGUUCUGCAUUAAUGUUUUGGCAGAUGCUUGCGGCUCGGACAUCACCGCAAAACACAUGCUGCCGACGGUACUGACGAUGGCGUCGGACGGCGUGGCCAACGUGCGAUUCAACGUUGCCAAGACCCUUCAGAAAAUCGGUCCCAUCCUCGACAUGAGCUGUCUGCAAGGGCAGGUGAAGCCAGUGUUGGACAAGCUGAGCGGCGACACGGACGUGGACGUGAAAUACUUUGCCGCCGAGGCGAUCGCAGGUAUUCCAGCCCUGGGUUGAGACGAAGAUGACUUUCCUUUUUCACCGAGAAAUAUUUAAGAUAAGCUAAAAUUAUCACUCACUCACACACACCCACUCGUAAGAGAAGCUUCGCCCCCGUACUCGAGAGUAAGUUUGUGUUGCGAUCGUGUAAAAGUGGAAGAAGAUUUAACUAAUUAUUGAACCUGACCCAAACGUUUAGAUUAUUCUUGUAAAUGUUACGUUUUCUCUUGGAGAGUAAAAGUUUUGUUGUUCGCAAGUGUAAAUAUACAUUAUGGUAACGUAAUAAUAAAACUAAAUGAUUAUACGCUAA